AAUGCAAUUGUGUACAACACUCUGAUGGAUUCAUACUGUAAAUACAACCAUGUAGAAGCAGCUGAAGGGCUUUUUGUGGAGAUGAGAGCCAAAGGGAUUAAGCCUACUGUAGCUACCUUCAACAUUCUAAUGCAUGCAUACAGCAGAAGAAUGCAACCCAAGAUUGUAGAAAAGCUAAUGGCAGAAAUGAAAGAUGUUGGCUUGAAGCCAAAUGCCGAAUCAUAUACUUGUCUAAUCAGUGCAUAUGGUAAGCAAAAAACCCCGAGUGACCUGGCAGCUGCAGAUGCAUUCUUGAGGAUGAAGGAAGUUGGUAUAAAAUCCACCUCACAUUCUUAUACAGCACUAAUCCAUGCAUAUUCAAUUAAUGGCUUGCAUGAGAAAGCUUACAUAGCAUUUGAAAACAUGAAAAUGGAAGGUAUUAAACCUUCUGUAGAAACCUACAAUACUUUACUAGAUGUGCUUAGGCGGGCAGGUGAAGCUCAAAUACUUAUGGAAAUAUGGAAGUUGAUGAAGAAUGACAAAACCGAACCGACACGGACAACGUUCAACAUUCUUGUUGAUGGUUUUGCUAAACAAGGUCUCUACAUGGAGGCAAGAGGCAUAAUAUCUGAGUUUGGAAAGCUUGGAAUGCAACCAACAGUGGUGACAUACAAUAUGCUGAUAAAUGCACAUGCAAAGGGAGGGCAACUCUCAAAACUGCCACAGAUAUUCAAAGAGAUGGCAGUUCUUAAAUUACAACCAGAUUCUGUAACUUACUCGACUAUGAUAUUUGCCUUUGUCAGAUUUCAUGAUUUUAAGCGGGCAUUUCUUUAUCACAAGCAGAUGGUCAAGAAUAAACAGACUAUGGAUGUCAGUUCUUAUCAGACUCUUCUGGCCAUUCUGGAGGCCAGAGCUGCUCGGAAAAACAAGGAUUGGAGAGCCUUGCUUGCUCAGAUUAAAAGUAAGACAGGUGUGAAAGUGAUUAGGCAGAAAGAUGAGUUUUGGAAGUACUACAAGAAAAGACAUGUAAGAAAAAAUAGUUCUGAUGUAAGUGUACAGUAAGUUAAGGAUACAAUGCUCUGUAAGAAUUGUAGGUUCAAUUUUGGCACACUUUUAUUUUCUCUAAAGAAUCAAUAUUAGGAGUUUCUUGAUAUUAGCUGUGAAGAAUAUAUGUCAAUAUAUGCUGCCUCUUCAAUCAGCAAUAUCUUUCACAUUAUAUUUGUAUGUUGACAUUGAGUAUCAACAACGAUAAAUAGUACAGAUUAAUGUAGUCAAAGACGUGUUAUGUU
Molecule: messenger RNA, 1268 nt
Organism: Vigna umbellata (rice bean)
Lineage: Eukaryota; Viridiplantae; Streptophyta; Magnoliopsida; Fabales; Fabaceae
Source: RefSeq, a predicted model, not a curated record